Molecule: messenger RNA, 3273 nt
Organism: Podarcis muralis (Common wall lizard)
Lineage: Eukaryota; Metazoa; Chordata; Lepidosauria; Squamata; Lacertidae
Gene: DHRS7B
Product: dehydrogenase/reductase 7B
Cellular component (GO): membrane
Molecular function (GO): oxidoreductase activity
Source: RefSeq, a predicted model, not a curated record
GGUGGGGUGUCAUGUCUAGGUCCCAGGGCGUCCGGGUUCAAAGUCCCAAACAUGCCUGCAGCAAACCGCCACUGCCUCUCAGACCGGCCUACCUCACAGGGUUGUUGGGAGAGGAGGGAAGGGGCGGGGAAGGAAAGGAGCCUGCAUGCUGCUUUGUGGAGGAAGGGUGGGAUAAACAGAGCAAGGGAUAAGGGGCCACUGAGGCUCCCCUAGUCGCAGGGCCGGAUUGAGGUUUGAUGAGGCCCUAAGCUACGGAAGGACGAACCCUAGAAGAAAAGUGAUGGAUCUCACCUCUAUGAUGAUUCUUCCACUGCUUUUUGGCAGCCUGGGGGUUUUUGGGCUCUUCCGGCUGCUUCAGAGAAUGCGUGUGAGAGCCUACCUGAAGGAUGCAGUGGUGGUGAUCACAGGAGCAACUUCUGGACUAGGGAAAGAAUGUGCCAAAGCUUUCCAUGCUGCUGGGUCAGAACUGGUGCUGUGUGGUAGGAGCAGAGAGAGACUUCAAGACCUUCUGCAGGAGCUCUCCACUGCUGCUGGCCACCCAAAGAACCCCCAUAAACACCACACUGUGGUCUUUGACCUCGCUGACAUCAAAGCAGUCGUUGGCGCUGCCGCAGAGAUUUUGAAGUGUGCAGGCCAUGUAGACAUCUUGAUUAACAAUGCUGGAAUCAGCUACCGCGGCACAAUUGUGGACACCCUGAUAGAAGUGGACAGGAAAGUGAUGGAAACCAAUUACUUUGGCCCAAUUGCUUUGACAAAAGCAAUUCUGCCUUCCAUGAUCAAGAGGAGAAAAGGCCACAUCGUCGCCAUCAGCAGCGUUCAAGGCAAAAUUAGCAUUCCUUACCGUUCGGCUUAUGCUGCCUCUAAGCAUGCCACCCAAGCCUUCUUUGACUGCCUACGAGCAGAAGUGGAGCAGUACGACAUCGACGUCACAGUUGUGAGCCCCGGCUACAUUCAGACAAAUCUCUCACUUAAUGCCGUAAUGGCAGAUGGAUCCCAGUAUGGAGAAAUGGACAAGACAACUUCUGAAGGCAAGGCAGCUGCAGAGGUGGCUCAGGUGGUUCUGAGUGCUGUUGGGGAGAAGAAGAAGGACGUGCUGGUUGCUGGCUUCAUGCCUUCUCUGGCCGUGUACAUGCGAACGCUCUGUCCCAGGCUCUUCUUCCACUUUAUGGCAUCUAGAGCCCGGAAAGAAAGGAAAGCCAAGGAUUCUUAACCAAUUGGGAGUUCAUUUUAAACCACCGGUUUAAAACCAGAAGCUACCAGCUGAUGUGUCCAGGGUCUGUGGGAAGCAUGAACUUCAGGAUUGUUUAAGUUGCAUCUCUCGCUUGCGGUGAAGAGUCGGAGCCAGGCUUGUGCUGCUUGCACAUCACUGAUGGCAUCCGAAAAGCUGCUUUCACCACUUACAGCACUUUGUUGGCUCCCUGGGACAAAGGGCUUCAUCUGCAAGAAGUUCGGCCAUGGGAAUUCUCCUGCGUGUUGAAAUGAGCAGGAACUGCACACCUCCACAGCUCCCAUUCGUCUUAUUUGGGCUUGUCCACAAGACAACAGGCUACUGGCAGCUUACUAUGUUUACUUUCCUCUGGCCUGGGCUCUCAUCAGCUGAAUGUAAAAUACUUAUUGGGGGAGAACGAAAGAAAACCAUUGCCUCCAAUAUCAUUCUCUUAAAAAACCUAAGUGGUUGCAGGCUGCUUCUUUUUGCCAGGGUGGGGAGAAGGGAUGCAGGCAGCUGAAACUAAAUAAGCUUGUGCUGCACAUGCAUUGUCCAACUGCACUUACUGCGUUUUGGCCAGGGCUCAAAAGCUACCACCUCCACUACCCUUAUUCCUAGUAGCUUAGCUUGGUAUUCUCACCUGUUGAGCUCAGAGUAGGUCCUGGGUAGGAACUACAGGUAACUCCACUAACACAUCCAAGUAUCAGAAAGCUGUUGUCCCCCCCUCCCGUUAUAUGGGGGGUGGGAUGCUGCAGCUUAUCUUCUUUAGGCAGAUCCGAGUUGCUAACUGCUAUUAAAAUAGACAUGAAAGAGGAACUACAUAUACUGUUUUGCUCUGCAGCUCAUCUGAAUGUAGUAUCUAGUGCGCAAAGAACAUCCUUGCCUGAUAGUAGUACCAGCCUCCAUCACCAUUCAGUCUUACUGAUUCUCUAAUGGCAAAUUCAAAAGCCUGAUUCCUGAAAGCAGAAUUGUUCAUAGACAGACGCAGUUUCCAUGCUUCUGAUAAGGCAGGUAACACAAAGAUUCCUUGCAGCAAUCACACAACUCCGUAGAACUAACAAGAUGGUUCUCAGAAUUCUUAACCUUGAGAGUAAAUAAAUGAACAUUAGUGAUUGCUUGUACCAGCAGAAGCUAAAACACUUUACAUAAUAUUUGUGCUUUUUUUCACCCUUCUGGUUUAUAAUUUGAGGGAAUUACUGCAUUAGUUACUUGCAGAAUGCCUGUUAUAAUCCUGGUCUCCAGCAAGCAAAUACAGCUACAGGAAUCUGCUUGGCGCACUCAACAGAUACUGUGACCACAAGGCUGCAGGAUUUCAACCCUUGGCCAAACUGACCUACUGAACAGAAGCAGCAGCAAGCUCUCUGCUUGCUGUACUGGAUUCCAAGGGCUAAAGAUAGCACUGAGUUCUGGCUUUGCCCUUGUGGGAUGCCAUUCCAAGGUCACUAAACAUAGCACAAAGGUCAGGUUGCAGCUAUCACGCUAAGCAAGAGAAUGUACCUGUAUGUGAUCUGAGCAUGCUCACAUGCUUCCAUUCACAAGUUCAAAGCUUGUACUGGAAGUCACAAUAGUCUUACUCUUUCCCAGAGCCUUGCGAAAAUACCCAGGGGUCCUUUUAGGAUUUAUCAGUUAAAAUGUGAUCAGAGGGAAGACUUCUUGUUUCCAACUAGGAAAUGAAGACUUAUACACAAUCCACAGUUCACUGAAAAGUUAAAAGGAGCAGGGGACUUGACUAAAUACUGCAAGAAGGGCAGCUCUGCCUCAAGUUCCCCAUACAUAACAUAAUGGCAAGUACAAUAUACCUCAUGCUCAACUAUCAUUACACUCUGUCGUCACCAAGGUUAUUCAGAGGAGGCCCAUUCAUUUCAGUGGGUCCACUCUUAAGCGUGGCUAGCACUGGCUUCAUCCCCGAGUUCCCCAUCACUGGGCAGCAGGGGCAGGAUCCAAGAUAGGUUGAACUAGAUGCUAGGGAGGGAAGAACGUAACAUGGAUUUUUUUCUGCCAGAUAACAGCAAAGUUUAAAGAGGGUGCAUGCAAUGAUGAUUGAAAUAAAGUCCUGUUAUAGAAGA